CAGAUUUCUACGAUGAGCACACCAACGCCGCCUACCGCCGACGCAUGCGCGGCAUCUCCGUCGACGACUGGCGCGUCGAGCGGACCAUUACCAACUACGCUGCUGGUCAUUGGCAUGGCUGGAAGCGGGAAGACAACUUUCAUGCAUCGUCUUGCAGCCCAUGCUGCGGAAAAGCAAAAGGAAAGCCGACAAUACGUUGUGAAUUUGGAUCCGGCCGUCAAGACGAUUCCGUACGGCGCGCACAUUGACAUUCGCGACACGGUGGACUAUAAGCAAGUGAUGUCGGAGUAUGGACUGGGUCCCAACGGCGCAAUUAUGACGUCGCUUAACUUGUUUGCUACGCGAUUCGACCAAGUUGUGGAACUGAUUCAAAAGCGCGCGCCAAACUUGGAUCAUGUUAUCGUGGACACACCAGGACAAAUCGAAGCAUUUACAUGGUCUGCGUCUGGGGCCAUCAUCACAGAGUCACUUGCCACUACGUUCCCCACUGUUGUGGUGUACGUCGUCGACACGCCGCGCACGGUCAACCCGAACACAUUCAUGUCCAACAUGCUGUACGCGUGUAGCAUUCUGUACAAGGUGAAACUUCCAUUCAUUGUCGUGUUCAACAAGACGGACGUGGUGACGCACGACUUUGCGGUUGAAUGGAUGACCGACUUUGAGGCUUUUCAAGCUGCACUGGACUCGUCCCAAGAAGACACUUACAUGAACACGCUGUCGAGAUCAUUGAGUCUCGUGCUCGAAGAGUUUUACCACAACCUGCGCCACGUGGGGGUGUCGGCCGCGACCGGUGCUGGGAUCGAUGAGUUUUACAAGGUUGUGGAAGCCGCGACGGCCGAGUACUACGACGAGUACUUGCCCGAUCUGCAAUUUCGAAUCGAGCAGCAGAAACAAAAGAAGGACAAGCACCAAGUCGCCAACAUGUCCAAGGUCAUGCACGACAUGCACUUGUCGGACGUGGCUCCACAAACGACGGACGCGACGCCCCCUCCUGCGCCGUCGACAGCGCCACCGACACACAUACACGGCGAACGAACCGAGUUGUGAGAAGUCUUGAAACAAGAAAGAUGAACCACCCACUGUCUCUUGAUUUGCUCGAU
Messenger RNA from Aphanomyces invadans, 1100 nucleotides. RefSeq lists its product as hypothetical. Lineage: Eukaryota; Oomycota; Saprolegniomycetes; Saprolegniales; Verrucalvaceae. Gene Ontology annotation, molecular function: GTPase activity; ATP hydrolysis activity. Bases 13 to 1047 code for a protein of 344 amino acids. The transcript has 2 exons. The record is from RefSeq and is a predicted model, not a curated record.